Molecule: messenger RNA, 2646 nt
Organism: Lampris incognitus (smalleye Pacific opah)
Lineage: Eukaryota; Metazoa; Chordata; Actinopteri; Lampriformes; Lampridae
Gene: cetn2
Product: centrin, EF-hand protein, 2
Exons: 5
Coding region: 626-1150 (174 amino acids)
Biological process (GO): centriole replication; nucleotide-excision repair; mitotic cell cycle
Cellular component (GO): centrosome; centriole
Molecular function (GO): calcium ion binding
Source: RefSeq, a predicted model, not a curated record
UAUGGAUGCGGAUGCACAGAUCUAAGAUCUGCUUAGUUUGCCAACAUUUUAGGACAUACUCGUACAAUUUGACAUUACGAUCUUAUAAAUGUAUGUAUAUGAAGCACGAGCCAUUUCUGAUGGACCUUUUGGCAGUCUAAUCCAAGAGAAAUACCAAUAUGUAAUUCUUUACCUUUUGCUUUCUACAAUUUUUAAUGUUGCAUUUUGCGUCCGGUGAUUUUCCUCUAGCCAAUCACCGUUUUCUACCCGACUGGUGUCUUUGAUUUGUGCCACCUCUCCCGCCUGUCUGUGUCUCGCUUGCUCCGUGAGGUUCAUCGGCAUGAUGGCUGGCGAGAAGCUGGUGUAAACCGAACGCCCGGACCUGUGGACUGAAAGUGUUAGUCGCUGGAAAGCGUUGUAAUUUCCGCCUCUCUCCAUAUAAAAUAAUGUCAGUGUUAUUUGCGUCAUACUGAAUUCAGUCUUAGAAGUUGAUGUGUGUGUUCGUGCAACCAGUGCAGCGCGAAAGCGCGUCAUGAAAGCCUCCUCCCUAAACGACAGGGAGGCUGUGGCGUAGAGGAAAACAUUCUGCCUCGAACUAGCGAACACGUUCGCUUCCAUCUUUUGUCAUUCACCCCAAUAGCACCUGAUGGCAACCAAUGCAAAAAGGCCAUCCCUGCAGGGCCCGGUGCCACCUCCUCGAAGGAAAACAAGCCCAAAGCCAGAGCUGACCGAGGAGCUGAAGCAAGAGAUCAGGGAGGCAUUUGAGCUGUUCGACACCGAUGGUUCUGGACACAUAGAUGUAAAGGAGCUCAAGGUCGCAAUGAGAGCCUUGGGGUUUGAACCAAAGAAAGAGGAAAUCAAGAAGAUGAUCAGUGAAGUGGACAAGGAUGGAACUGGAAAGAUCUCCUUUACUGACUUCCUCUCUGUCAUGACACAGAAAAUGGCUGAGAAGGACUCUAAAGAGGAGAUCCUGAAAGCCUUUCGUCUGUUUGAUGAUGACGAGACAGGGAAGAUCUCAUUCAGGAAUCUAAAAAGAGUCGCCAAGGAGCUUGGAGAAAAUCUCACAGAUGAGGAACUGCAGGAAAUGAUUGAUGAAGCAGAUAGGGAUGGUGAUGGGGAGGUGAACCAGCAGGAGUUCUUGCGUAUUAUGAAAAAGACCAGCCUGUACUGAAGGAAGUGCGUGACACUGGGACCAGUGUUGGAUGUCCACAGGGGCCAUGGUUGGUUGCGUGUCAUGCUACUUGAACGUCUGACUCUGUGACAGAUAACUGUUUUACAUGUUGUGGUGUCAGCUUCUCACGUUUAAAGCUGUAAAAAUGCGUCAACGGAAGGAAAUUGUUGUAGACUUGAACUUGAUGUCUGGUCAAAUGCCAAAUGAUAUUUUUGUCAUGUAAAUGGUAAUUUACAUAACAUUUGAUAAGUGCAGUAUGUGAAUGCUUCCUCAGUCACUGCAAUGCAAGAUUCAUAUUUUUGCCUCUUUGUUUGAAACGCUGGCUUCCUUUAUUGAAAACAGCUUUGAUAAUGGUGUUGGAAGAUAUGGAGGUGUUCUCAAAUCCUUUGCUGUCGAAAUAUAAAUUCACAGUCCCUGCCUGAGUCUGGUAAACACAGUACAUUAGAAAGCUUUGCUUUGCGCCAUACUGAUUUAUCCAUUCGUCAGUUGUUGUUGUUUUUUUUCCAUCUUAUGGCUUCUGUAGGUCAUGUUUUUGCCCUUGUAUUUAACAUUCAUAUAAACAUACUGUGUAUUUUCAGAGGCAACAGCAUAUUAAAAAUACCUGUUAGCAUUGCUGGGUGAACUGCCUGUUAAGUGAUGAUGUUGAUUGUGUCAUGAUCAUGGCUGGAGAGUGCUGUGUCUAACCUCAGUACUGCUGUUGUAUUUGUGCCUGGACCUCUUUACGGGGUGAUCAUCUCAAUCAGGGUUGCUGUCCAACCUGUCUGAACCACUCCCUCUUCUUAAAAACUAAUGGAUCUAUUUUCCUCCCCUGUAUUGGAUAUUUGGAUAUUUGCCUCCUUCUUUGUGCAUCGUUUCUCCUCAGUAUUCUUUGGUUUUUUUUUCUAGACAGUAUAUAGGGGGGCGUUCGGGUAGCGUAGCAGUCUAUUCCGUUGCUUUCCAACACGGGGGAUUGCCGGUUUGAAUCCCCGUGUUACCUCCGGCUUGGCCGGGCGUCCCUACAGACACAAUUGGCUGUGUCUGCGGGUGGGAAGCCGGAUGUGGGUAUGUGUCCUGGUCGCUGCAUUAGCAUCUCUGGUCGGUUGGGGCACCUGUUCAGGGGGGAGGGGGAACUGAGGGGAAUAGCAUGAUCCUCCCACGCACUAUGUCUCCCUGGCGAAACUCCUCAUUGUCAGGUGAAAAGAAGCAGCUGAUGACUCCACAUGUAUCGGAGGAGACAUGUGGUAGUCCUGAGCCCUCCCCAGAUCAGCAGAGGGAGUGGAGCAGCGACCGGGACAGCUCGGAAGAGUGGAGUAAUUGGCCGGAUACAAUUGGGAGAAAAAGGGGGGGGAAUCCAAGAAAUAACUAAAUAAAUAAACUAUAUAGUUGUGCAUGGGCAUAUAGAAAGCCAGUAAGCCACUUUUUGUCGUUGUAGGUUACAAUGAACUUGUUCUCUGCAUUUAACCCAGCCUAUGUUGUGUUGCUGUUAAGCCCACUGAGGCAAAUUUGUAAUUUGUGAU